AUGGGAGUCCAUAAAUGUUAUCACCAUGGCAAACAUAUAGAGUCACGGCUGCUUCUUGUAAAAGAACAUGGUAUAUCAGAAAAGACACCGUGUGGGAUUCCUCAACAAGAUAAUUUUAUUGAUAUGGGACAUGUAUUUGAUCCUGACGAAGAGGGCUGCAGCUCAUCCCAAACUGUGGUACUUCAGGGAUGUGCUGGGAUUGGGAAAACAGCUGUGGUGCACAAGUUCAUGUUUGACUGGGCAGCAGGAAUGGUUGCUCCAGGAAGGUUUGACUAUCUCAUCUAUGUGAACUGCAGAGAAAUAAGCCAUAUUGCUAACCUUAGUGCUGCUGAUCUGAUCACUAGCACUUUUCAGGAUAUAUACGGACCAAUCCUGGACGUUAUUCUUGUGUAUCCAGAGAAGCUUCUUUUCAUUCUUGAUGGAUUUCCUGAACUUCAGCACCUUGUAGGUAACCUGGAAGAAGAUUUUAGUGCUAACCCCCAGGAGCAGAAGCCAGUAGAGACCCUCUUAUGUAGUUUUGUGAGGAAAAAACUGUUCCCUGAAUCCUCCCUGCUGAUAACUGCCCGGCCUGCAACCAUGAAGAAGCUCCACUCUCUGUUAAAACAACCUAUCCAGGCAGAGAUCAUUUGGUUUACAGAUGCUGAAAAGAGAGCAUAUUUCUUGAGUCAGUUUUCAGGUGCUGAUGCAGCAAUGGACGUCUUUUGUGAGUUGCAACAAAAUGAAACCCUUGACAUUAUGUCCUCUCUUCCCAUCAUCUCCUGGAUUAUCUGCAGUGUCCUGCAGUCACAGGAAGAUGGUGACAGGAGUCUUAUGGGAUCACUUCAGACCAUGACUGAUGUGUAUCUGUUCUACUUUUCCAAGUGCCUCAAAACCCUUACAGGCACCUCAGUGUGGAAGGGAAAAAGUUGCCUGUGGGGCCUUUGCUCUUUGGCUGCAGAGGGACUGCAGAACCAGCAGGUCCUAUUUGAAGUCUGUGACCUCAGGAGACACGGGAUAGGGGUAUAUGAUAUCAAUUGUGCUUUUCUAAAUCACUUUUUGAAAAAAGUUGAAGGAAGUGUCAAUGUCUACACUUUCCUUCAUUUCAGUUUCCAAGAGUUCUUGACUGCUGUGUUCUAUGCCCUAAAGAAUGACAGCAGCUGGAUGUUUUUUGAUCAAGUGGAGAAAACAUGGCAAGAAAUAUUCCAACAAUAUGGAAAAGGGUUUUCAUCAUUAACGAUACAGUUCUUGUUUGGCCUCUUACAUAAAGGAAAGAGAAAGGCUGUGGAAACUACUUUUGGAAGAAAAGUCUCCCCAGGACUUCGAGAGGAAUUAUUGAAAUGGACUGAGAAAGAAAUAAAGGAUAAAUAUUCUAGGUUACAGAUUGAACCAAUGGACUUGUUUCAUUGUUUGUAUGAGAUUCAGGAAGAAGAAUAUGCAGAAAAGAUAAUUGAAAAGGUGGUAAACUUAAUUGAAAUGGUCAUCACUCUCCUCUGCAUAUACUUCAUCAUUGAGGCCUCAGAGAGCCCCAGGUCCGUUGAGCUGCACAAUUUGCCAGUGUCUCGGCUACACUUGCUCUGCCAAGCACUACGUAAUCCAUACUGUAAAAUUAAAGACCUGAAGUUAGCCUGGGCCAGCCGCAGCUGGAAGGCUGCCUCUCUGCGCUCCAUCUCCUGCUGCAUAGUGAACUCCUUUAGGUCUGAAGCCAGGGUCUGUGCAGCGGACUUAUGCAGUUUGGCGAAGUCAUGCAGCCAGUGUACCCUGCGCUUGUGUAACUGGCCCUGCCUCCAGGCAAAGCGCACGCCUAGGGCCAGGCUGCUCCAGGCACAGGCCUCUUUGGCCUCACUGGACAUUGUGCUGUCCUCCAGAAUGGCCCUGAGUUUGUCCUCCACCUCCUCCCAGGGCAGAGAUGUAUUCUCGAGGUUGUGUGCUAGCUUUCGCCCUGAAAGCUCAGAUGUUGUUUGCAAAUAUCUUGCCUCUGUUCUCAUUUGUAAUCCAAAUCUCACUGAGCUUGACUUGAGUGACAAUCCUCUGGGGGAUACAGGGGUGAAGUAUCUUUGUGAAGGUCUCAGACAUUCUAACUGUAAAGUGGAGAAACUAGACUUGAGCACAUGUUGCCUGACAGAUGCUAGCUGUAUGGAACUCUCUUCUUUCUUGCAAGUGAGUCAGACUUUAAAAGAGUUGUUUGUGUUCGCCAAUGCCCUGGGGGACGUAGGAGUACAGCAUCUCUGUGAAGGUCUGCAGCAUGCACAGGGUGUAAUCGAGAGUCUUGUGCUUUCCCAGUGUUCCCUUUCUGCGGCUUGUUGUGAGUCCCUCACCCAAGUCAUGAGCUCCACCCGCAGCCUGACAAGGCUGCUUCUAAUUAAUAACAAAAUUGAAGAUUUGGGACUGAAAUUGCUGUGCGAAGGAUUAAAACAUCCUGACUGUCAGUUAAAAGAUCUGGCAUUGUGGACCUGCCACCUGACUGGAGAGUGUUGUCAGGAUUUGUGCAAUGCACUCUACACCAAUGAGUGCCUGAGAGACCUUGACCUCAGUGAUAAUGCCUUAGGGGAUGAGGGGAUGCAGGUACUGUGCGAAGGGCUGAAACACUCUUCCUGCAAACUACAGACCUUGUGGUUAGCAGAAUGUCAUCUUACAGAUGCGUGCUGUGGAGCCCUUGCCUUUGUCCUAAACAGAAAUGAGAACCUAAUGCUGCUAGACCUAAGUGGAAAUGACCUCAAGGAUUUUGGAGUGCAAAUGCUGUGUGAUGCACUGAUUCAGCCAAUAUGUAAACUACAGACAUUCUACAUUGACACGGAUCAUUUACAUGAAGAAACAUUCAGAAAGAUGGAAGCUUUAAAAGUGAGCAAGCCUGGAAUCACCUGGUAG
Hyaena hyaena (striped hyena) is the source of this 2844-nucleotide messenger RNA. RefSeq names its product NACHT, LRR and PYD domains-containing protein 12. Gene Ontology annotation, biological process: negative regulation of inflammatory response; positive regulation of MHC class I biosynthetic process; negative regulation of canonical NF-kappaB signal transduction. The record is from RefSeq and is a predicted model, not a curated record. Bases 1 to 2844 code for a protein of 947 amino acids. Gene Ontology annotation, cellular component: cytoplasm. The transcript is spliced from 10 exons. NCBI's taxonomy places the organism in Eukaryota, Metazoa, Chordata, Mammalia, Carnivora, Hyaenidae. Gene Ontology annotation, molecular function: protein binding.